Molecule: messenger RNA, 1267 nt
Organism: Rubroshorea leprosula
Lineage: Eukaryota; Viridiplantae; Streptophyta; Magnoliopsida; Malvales; Dipterocarpaceae
Source: the annotation of a GenBank genome assembly
AUCGCUGUCUUUCAGUCUCUAUGCACCCAUCACCCAUGUCCUCUUCCCUAUAACCUGUCAACCAUCACCUUCAUAUGACGCUCACUCCAUCAUCAUAAUCAACACCCUCUUAAAUUUCAUCCAUUUUCAUUUCAAGUUUAUGAAUGAUCUUUUGCAAUAUUGACAUGGCUUUCCCUCCUCAUGCUUUCAUCUUCCAAUCCCAUGAUGAUAACAACCCUUCUUCUACCUCCCUCAAUCCCCUUCCCUCAUGUCCUCCUCAGCUCUUUCCCCAUGGGGUUGGUGGUGGUGCACCAUUCAUGGUGAAGAGAUCCAUGUCGUUUUCAGGUGUGGACAAGUCUGAGGAAGUUCAUGGUGAUGAUGAGUUGUCUGAUGAUGGAUCCCAACUCGGAGAGAAGAAGAAGAGGUUGAAUUUGGAGCAAGUGAAGGUACUGGAGAAGAGUUUUGAGUUGGGGAACAAGCUUGAGCCAGAGAGGAAAAUGCAACUGGCUAAGGCUCUGGGAUUGCAGCCAAGGCAGAUAGCUAUCUGGUUUCAGAACAGGAGGGCUAGGUGGAAAACCAAGCAGUUGGAGAAAGACUAUGAGGCCUUGAAGAAACAGUUUGAUGCUCUCAAGGCUGAUAAUGAUGCCCUCCAAGCUCAGAACAAGAAACUCAGUGCUGAGUUAUUGUCUCUGAAAACCAAACAUUCAAAUGAAGUUAGCCUCAAGAAAGAAAAUGAGGGUUCUUGGAGCAAUGGAAGUGACAACAGUUGCGAUGUGAACUUAGAUAUCUCAAGAACAUCUGCUAUAACCAGCAAUCCCUUAUCUUCGCAAUUAAGCAGCAGACAACUCUUCGCCCCAUCCAUCAGGCCUACUAGCAUAACUCAACUCCUUCAAGGCUCAUCUAGACCGGAUACCCCAUGCCCUAAUCAAGUUGUUCAAGAAGAGAGCUUCUGCAACAUGUUCAAUGGUAUUGAUCAUGAGCAGCAAGGGUUUUGGCCAUGGCCUGGGCAGCAAAGUUACCACUGAAUGAAGAUGAAGAUGGUUUGAUUAAUAAUCUCGUAAAACAAUCAUCACAUGCCCUUUAUGCAUUUGAUCGGCCAUGUCGUGGUAACAUUUAUUAAGAAGAAAAGUAUUUUUUCCCCUACCAGUUUCAAUUCUUGUUUUGGCUGUAGAUUUUGUUGCAUAGAACUGAACAUAUUUGCUUCAAUUCAACAUCUCAUUUUGGCCAGAAAAAUCAGUAUAGGGGAUACCAAUCGGUUGGCUCUGAAUAAUACAGUAUCCUUCCCAUA